This is a messenger RNA of Neodiprion fabricii, 3779 nucleotides long. RefSeq names its product vascular endothelial growth factor receptor 1-like. Gene Ontology annotation, molecular function: transmembrane receptor protein tyrosine kinase activity; protein binding; ATP binding. Gene Ontology annotation, biological process: protein phosphorylation; cell surface receptor protein tyrosine kinase signaling pathway; multicellular organism development. The transcript is spliced from 12 exons. Lineage: Eukaryota; Metazoa; Arthropoda; Insecta; Hymenoptera; Diprionidae. Gene Ontology annotation, cellular component: signaling receptor complex. The coding region runs from base 186 to 3035 and encodes 949 amino acids. The record is from RefSeq and is a predicted model, not a curated record.
AGUACAAGUGUAAUGACAGUUUGUACUCUACUCUGCCAGUGUUAAGGUCGAGAUGGCAGAAUCUUAUGCGUUGCGUUUAUAACUGAUGAGAAAAAGCAAGCUCGGUGUCUGUGAGUUCUGAGUUUCAAAAACUGUACGAUUUGCACAUAUCGUUGUGAAUUGUGGAGGUCAUGUUAUGGUAGGUGAUGUGUUACUUUGAGGAAAGAUUGGAUAAGUGUUGUAUCCGGCAUACGGGGAGGGUGUUAAUCAGCACCAUGGAUCGAAACAAUUCAACCCUUGUGUCGAUUGGACGUUUGAUGUUGUUUGCCUCUUUGGUUAUCACUGUCUACGGCAUAGGACGUUCCAGAGAAGAAAUAGAGACGCGGAGCAAGUACGGCGGUACAUUAGAUUACAAGGUUUACGUAGAAGAGAAUCAACCAGCAACCGUACCUUGUGACCAAAUGAGCAAUUCGAUGCCGGAUUUCAUAUGGCUACAAAGAUCCUACAGCAGUUCGGUCUGGAACAAGCUGAAUGUUUCAAGCCAUUUACGUAUCAAUGAAACCGCCAUCUGGAUACUUGAUAUCGCAAAUGUGACAUCCGAAGACAAUGACAUGAUAUACCAAUGCGGUAUGCCAUGCCAGAUUCCUAAGACUACCCCAGGAUUCCCUCUUUGUACCAGAUCACUUAUUAAGACCUAUAAAGUGGACAAAAAUUACAAAAGUAUCCGAGCUGUCGGUUCGGAUCGCAUUUACCUACAAAUUUAUGAGGUGGAUUUUAUCACUCCAGAUAUAGUCUUGAAUCGUUUUACAUAUACGUUAGAUAUUACGUAUCAGGAAAAGGGUACGGACCGGUGGCAAGAAGUGGGAUCACGGUCAGACAUCGUACCCAGUGACCUUAUUCUAAACGGAUUGAAACGAAAUACUACUUACCUAAUAAGAAGCCUAAUCAGUUUUCAUUUCCACUUUAAGUACUACACGAUUCAAUAUAAAUGGGUUACAACGUUGAAAGAAGAUAUCAAAUACGAACCAACUGUUUCAAUUUUGAGAAUGACUGGUAGUUCAAUAGCGAUUGAAUGGACCGCACCACCGCCAGAAUUGGAAGGUUACAUUAGCUUUUACAAUGCAUCACUUCAAGGGGGACUACAGAACGAGAAACAGCUUGUAUCACAAAUAAGAAAGUUAAGCCACAUUUUCAAGGGACUUACUGCAGAGAUGAAAUACGAUGUUCAAGUGCAAGCUUGUUCUGUUGACGCAUGUCGACAUGCGUACACGGGAACCAUUUUAAAGGAUGUGUAUACCAAACUCGAAGAUGAGUUAGAUCCCUAUAUUCAACCGACCAUAUUUCUGAAUGGAAUGACCAACGAUUCCAUAACCAUCGGAUGGUAUAAGCCCGAUGAUUCGUACAAGGGUCCAGUUAUUGGUUACUACCAUCCAGUGCUGUCGGCGCAGUACGUUACGAUUGAAUCAGUAUACGUAAAUGGGACUACACUUUCUUUCUCGUUUGAAAAUCUGCUGCAGAAUGUUGAGUAUGAGUUUCACGUGACGGCCUGCGGAAAAUACAAAUUGAAUUGUGGUAAUCGGAGCGUUCCAAUCAAAGCUAUGAUUCGAGGUACUUCCGACAGCUAUUGGAUUCAUGUUGGAAUAUGGGUGAUUGCAUCGGCGCUAAUACUCCUUAUCUGUAUGAGCGCGCUCACUGUUUGGAAACUUCGGCAAAAGUCAUUGAAACGGAAAUUGAUCAAAGCCAGACUCGAAUACUUCAACAAUGGGGAUGCAACGAUUCUGAGUCCAGACGUGGCUGUCAGCGAUCAAGCUGAGCUACUGCCUUACCUGAAGAAAUACGAGUUUCCUCGAAGUCUCCUUAUCCUCGGCGACGUGUUGGGAAGUGGGGCAUUCGGAGUGGUCAGAAAAGGACAGGCGAAAACCAUUCGCAGUCGCGAGGCCGUCACAACAGUUGCUGUGAAGACGGUCCGAGCCACAGCCAGUCUGGAUUGUAUGACGGCCCUUCUUCGAGAACUCAGGAUUCUUUGCUAUCUCGGCGAACAUCUGAAUCUUGUUAGUCUUCUUGGCGCUUGUACGAAAAAUAUAGAGUACGGGCAACUUUUCGUCAUCGUAGAAUUUUGUCGAUUUGGUAACUUGCAUGACUACCUGUGGCGCCAUCGGCGCGAUUUUGUGAAUCAAUUGGAUACUGACACUGCGGAAAUUCGUGAUCAAAAUCCUUCUGAAGAUGCACUCGAUACCAACGAUCAAAAUGGACAAUCAGGCUCAGAGGGCGACGAAAAUCCAGAAGCAGAAGACUGUGGUGAUGGCACUAAUGUCACUAGUACAAGUAUGACAACAGACCUCGUUGUCACUGGUGCUGAAGCCACCGAACCACGAGUGCUUUUCAAAUACCCAGGCGAUUACAGAGGCAUAGAGACAGAUCCGUUGCGAACGCGAGACUUGGUCUUUUGGGCUUGGCAAAUUUCACGUGGCAUGCAGUAUCUCAGUGCCAAGAAGGUUCUCCACGGAGACUUGGCGGCAAGAAACAUUCUCCUCUCUGAUAACAAUGUUGUGAAAAUCUGUGACUUUGGACUGUCAAAGUCCCUCCGCGAGGAAGAGAACUUUACGAACAACGAGCGUGGUCCGCUUCCGGUGAAGUGGAUGGCCAUCGAGUCGCUCAGGGAUCGAAUAUUUUCAACGAAAUCGGAUGUUUGGUCGUACGGAGUCGUUCUGUGGGAGCUUUUCUCACUUGCUGAUACGCCGUAUCAUGGGAUCAGACCCGAAUAUAUGUGUCAAACUCUGAUCGAAGGUUAUCGUAUGGAGCGACCGAAAUACGCGCCGCAGAUUUUGUACGAUAUGAUGUUACAUUGCUGGAAAGAGGAGCCAUCGGAACGACCCUCAUUCGAAUCGCUCGCCUGGAAAAUUUCUGAUAUGGUGGACGAGCAUGUGAAAUUGUAUUACCUCGACUUGGGCAAUCCGUACACCGAGAUAUACGCUGAUGUUUGGAAACGUGAAAGAGAAACCGUGAUCAAAGGUGAAAAACCUGCCAGACAUGAAGAGACCCAACCGCAAGAGUAACAACGUCGGUCCAACCUCUUUACUGGUUUUUAUGAAUUAUUAGAUGACUAUAUGAUUACUUUGCUCAUCGAUGGAACAAGAUGUUAGGAGCAACUUUUUGGAAAAAGUUUUUUAUGGUUUAGAUUCUUAACCACAGCAUGUCUAGGAGGAUUCUUCUAGUGAAGUCAUCAACUUUGAAGGUCCAAAGCAAAAGGUUAAGUUCCACACUCAUUGGCAGUUUAUAAGAUAUACUGUAAUACAUACUCCGCACAUCUUCAUGCAAGGGUCGAAAUUUCCCGGAUUGAUCUACGAGUGAAAUAGGAAUUAUAUCAAUAGAUUUAUUGCCAGCUCAUUAUCAUCUAGUUUGAAAUACCAAUUUUCGCAAAACUAGUAACAAAUUAGCGAAACACUUCUGCUUCGCUACUUAUUAUUCAAUUCAUUUAACUUUUCCUAACCUUGGGUGAUGUAAAAAAAGUAUUGAUUUCAGUUGUGACAAUUUGUUUUAACAAUUUGUGGAUAUUUAAUGAAGCGUCUAUUUUUAUUAAUACCAAGAAUAAAUGUGACAAAUUAUUAUAAGUUAUAAUUUUGCACAAUUGAACAGCCGAGGCAUACAUAUCAACAUCAAAGACACUUUCAUUCGUUACGCUUCUUAUUAUCGAAAUUUCAAGUGAAUCAUUCUUUUGUAUGAACACCUUCUCUUUGUUUAGCAAAUAAAUAUAUCAGGGGUAUAUAAUUGUAUAAAUAAAAUUGUAAAUAUUAGUUAUU